AUGAUUGCUCGUCGAGUGAUGGAUGGAAAAGUGGGUGACCAGUACGCGAUUUCCAACGACUAUGAGGAACGUUGGAAGAACGUUGUCGGCAUUCCAAUACCGCAACGAGGUUCAAAAGGUAAACCGCAACCCAUUCUCGGAUGUAAAUCGCUACCGCCAAAGUUGUGCAUCGUUGAACGUCCCGAUUUUCGAUCCGUCGACAAAAACGACCACGUUAUGACAAGACACAUGGCCAAU
This is a messenger RNA of Mesorhabditis belari, 237 nucleotides long. The record is from the annotation of a GenBank genome assembly. NCBI's taxonomy places the organism in Eukaryota, Metazoa, Nematoda, Chromadorea, Rhabditida, Rhabditidae.